Messenger RNA from Sphaeroforma arctica JP610, 3622 nucleotides. RefSeq lists its product as hypothetical. Gene Ontology annotation, cellular component: NuA4 histone acetyltransferase complex. Gene Ontology annotation, biological process: regulation of DNA-templated transcription. The record is from RefSeq and is a predicted model, not a curated record. Bases 1 to 864 code for a protein of 287 amino acids. The transcript is spliced from 7 exons. NCBI's taxonomy places the organism in Eukaryota, Ichthyosporea, Ichthyophonida.
AUGACUGCAUCUGUAUCUGCUGUCGAACGGUAUAACUCUGUCGAGACUCUUCCUGAAGAUCUGAAGCACAAUCUCACACAUAUGCGAGAAUUGGAUCUCAAGGUUGAAAAUAUGUCCGAUAGUAUCAAGCGAAGGGUAGAUGUCAACUUCAAGGGGAAAAAGUUCGCCGUGGGCAGCACAACACCAAAGGGCAUGAAGGUCCAGAAAGACCGAGAAGAACUCAUGGAGAAGAUCUUGGCAGACUACAAUGAAGCGAUUCAGGUUUCAGAGAGCAAAUCAAAUCUCGCGGUGGAGACCUUCAAUCUAGUCACGAGGCAUAAGCAACGCCUAGAAAUCGAGAUAAAGAAGUUCAAACUUGAUCUGGAAAGGAAACAACCAGGUGUCACAGCAAUGGGAGAGCAGAGGUCUCGGCUACUCGACACAGUAAUCACACCGCAACCAAAUGCAAUUGCUGUUCUGGGGAAUACAAUAAAACGUCAGCGAGGAGUGGAGAAGUCGGUCGAACCGCCAGCAAAGAAGCAGGUAACAGAGACGAACGUGCGAACGGCGACUGGAUCUAUAGGGCGCUCUGGGUUGGCUCAAACCGCAACCAGCCAGAGACGGAUUAAUCGUGGCGCGUCUGCUGGUGCUGUCGCAACACCGACACCUACACCGGCGAUCAUCGUGCAACUGCCAAAGCCUACGGAAGAGACGUACUGUAUAUGCAACCAGGUGUCCUAUGGUGAAAUGGUGGGAUGUGACAAUGAGAACAGUUGUUUGCGCGAGUGGUUCCACUACAGCUGUGUAGGUCUCACCGAAGCGCCGAAAGGAAAGUGGUAUUGUCCCGAAUGUCGCGUGACUAUGAAACGACGGGGAAAGUUUUGAUCGGGCAAAAAUCACACAUAGACCUGCAAAAUUUCAGCUACCCGCUACCAUUUUACAUAUGAUACAGUAUUAUGUUUCAAGUUUCUCCUUCGAGACUUGCUAAACGGAAGAACCAUUUGAUAGAAAUAAUCCAACGGUCUCCAACAUUCGCCAGUACCCGUGUGUUGGAUACUUUUUCUGCUGGAGUAUUCGAUGCUUGCCAAUGAUCAUGGACAGGAUUUCCAACGGCAUCAGUGCGCUUUAUGCCUUUUGCAUCCCAUCCCUGGUAUGUUUUCUUCAUCUGAUUGAGGAGACUGGAUCUAUAGUUAUUCGACUGACUGGAAGCUUGAUAUAGGAUUCGACCCGUGUUUGGUGAUCUUGCGCGAGAAAUACUGUACGGGCUGUAUCCGGCCCUGAAAGCGACUACACACGACUAGAGGAUCGACGCUACUAUGACCGAUAUCGACAGGUAGUUGGUACACAAUUCCGGCUAUCAAGGUUCAGCCUGGAAUGGUGGCCCAGGGGAAAAUAUUUUCUGCGUUGACUACAUUGGUUGCUGGCUAUCAAGCUUCGACAAUCAAAGUUCGUGGCUGCUCCGUUCUCAGUACUGGAACUUCGCACCACAUAGGUGUGAUUUUGUUGGACAGCAAAUAGCUGCUAGAGUUGAGAGAACAACCCCAUCAUACACAGUUGACGCUUAAGCGCAAUCAAACCACCAACUGUGUCGAUGGAAAUGAAAGAUACCAACGCGAUGGCCGAAAUGUCCGCUUAAGGGCACAGGAGCGUCAGUUCCCUGCCAUGCAAGAUGCAAUCAAGACUUACAAAAUUGAUUGGAAUACCAAACGGUUUGACGAAUUUUGCCAACGUUAGUUGUUGAUGUGCGAUUGACAACCUCGGCAACAUAUGGUAUGCGAUGAGACAGCGCGACAGCCAUUUUGACUCGUACUUCCCACGCCUUCAAGACUAGAGUUUCGGAGCUUAUGCAGAGGCGGGCCUAUCCCGUUUUUCCUGCAGUGUGGCGUUGUCUACCCCAUGUAUUUCGCGACUGGACGCGGACCAGCGCACAAUACUUCUCAAUAUCGAACCAAAUGCACCGCUGUGAUACACAAUUCCAAUUCAGUCAGCGACCGCUACUCGGUCAGAAUGGGAAUCAGUAAUAAAAUAACUCGCACUCUACCAAAAGAACGGGAGCUAAAUGUAGAAAACUCGCAUGCUUUUUAUCGUCUCUGUUGCAUAAAAAAAAUUACUCUACUGUUCAUUUUUAACAGAAUAGUGAAUUUAUAAAUUGAAUCGUUCGACAACAUCUACAGAUGUACCAUCCACCCAGUCUGCGUCCGACAUGGUGCCGUGGCUGGCCAUGUACAUAAUGGUAGAUUUUUCCGUCGAGGCAGUGUUACUAUUGAAUCGACAUGAUCCAUCUAUUACGAACCGUCCUUCGACAGCUUGGGAAGAAUACUGACUAUACACACCACCCUCAGCCGCUGAAUAAUUGUCGCUGAAAUACGCGUUUUUCCAUAGGAAGGUACUGUUACUGUUAUGUAUAUUAGUGGAGAGGACACCACCACGUUCUUCAGAAUGGUUUUCCCGAUACACACCAGAGAUUGUAACCACACUAUUCUCCUCCAAAUGUAGAAAUCUCAACGCCCCACCUCUUGCGUUUUCCCCAUCGUCCUUGGCGAUAUUUCGUUCAAAGAGGCAAUCCUCUCCGACUGUGAAUGUCUUGAAAAUACCUUGAACGUGUAUUGCCGAUCCCUGGUUAGCUACAUUGUCACGGAAUGUGCUGUUUAGAAUAUACACUGACGAUUGCAUGUAGUCCAGAUACACUGCGCCCCCCAGCGAGUGUUUGCUCGCCCAUACUUCAUUAUAUCUCGCAGUAUUUCGCUCGAAGAUACCUCUGAUGGUGAUUAUGUAUGGCUCAAACAACGCGAUGACGGCGAUCGCCGCACCACCAGGGUAUGUGGAAGACGUGUUUCCCUUCAUUGUCAAAUCCUUGAAGGUACAAUCGCUUGUGGAUUCGAAACCGCGACUGUUGCCAACAAACACGCCAACUCCAGGGAGUGCACUGCGCAUGUUUUGCAUAUGCACAUUUUGCAAGGUCAAGUUGACACCUUGCUUACUAGGCCAUGUGACGUUUCCUAAUGAGCGAAAGCCACCCGCCAUGUUAUCACCAGCGGAUGUGAAGUCGAGAUCUUUUAUGGUUAUGAUAUGGCCAUCCGGGUUGAUUGCUUGAAGGAUGGAUGUCUCAUUAUUAUCAAAGGUGGCGAUGAGCUCUCCUGCAUCACUAUCACACUUUGCACCCUGGAAGCUAAGAAUCACUGUAUUAAUAUCAAUCGGUUCAGGAACCUCGUGCUUGCCUCCGAUCGUAAUUAUGUCGUUGUCUAUACUGCUGUUUACCGCGGCACCGAGGGAAGUGUAGCACACAGUACCAAUGACUGCCCCAGCACAAUCGCACGCACUCGUUACUAUAGUAAUUGUAUCUACAAGUUGUACUACAGUUGUAUUCGCAGGUUGUGCCACAGUUGUAUUCAUAGGCUGUGAGACAGUUGCAUUCACAGGCUGUACUACAGUUGCAUUCGCAGGUUGUGCCGCAGUUGUAUUCAUAGGCUGCGAGACAGUUGCAUUCACAGGCUGUACUACAGUUGUAUUCGCAGGUUGUGCCACAGUUGUAUUCGUAGGCUGCGAGACAGUUGCAUUCACAGGCUGUACUACAGUUGUAUUCGCAGGCUGUGCCACAGUUGUAUUCGUAGGCUGUGAUACAGUUGCAUUCACAGGCUGUACU